AUGAAUCGGUCUCUAUUUUUCUUUGUAUUUUCAACAGUAAUCAAAAUUAUCAUUGCCAGCAGUCAAAGUGGAGAGUUUGUAUAUAGAGGAAACGUGUCUAAUUAUGAUGUCUCCCUGUUGAUAUCAGAAACUGGACCUGACGAUGUAUCUCUACGAUAUUGUGCUGCAGAGUGCUACAAAAACGUAGACUGUAAUGCCGUGGAAUUGUGUUCUUUUCCUACAAAACAAGUUUGUCGUCUAAAUAGAAGCAUCACCACAGCUUUGAUUACUGGACAGGAAACUUGUUCUCGUCAUGAAAUUGUGCAUGCUUGUGAUGACGACUCUUUUUUCAACAGACGAACAGCUAAAUGUCAAUGUGCAAUAGAUUGUGACUGUGACGCCGUCAUGCCCCCUAGCGGAGGAAUUUUGCCAAAGACUGUAAAAAUUGACAGUCACGUGAUUCUUACCAACUGCAUCAAUACAGGUGGACACGUGUGGACGAUGAUUCAAAGGAGGAUGGAUGGCUCUGUUAAUUUCUACAGGGGAUGGAAUGAGUACAAGAAUGGAUUUGGUAGCAUUGACUCUGAGUUCUGGAUCGGACUUGACAACAUACACCGACUCGUUCAGAAUGGUUAUACUAUCUUGCGUGUGGAAUUAGAGGAAGGGACGGACUCUGCUUUUGCUGAGUACAGCAGUUUCUACAUUGCGGGGGAGGCGGACAAAUAUAGAAUACACGUGUCUGGAUAUUCUGGGACAGCCGGUGAUGGCAUUUCCUGCCCUUAUGUGUACUGCAACAACAACGCUCAGUUCUCCACUUACGACAAUGACAAUGACGCGGUAUCAACAAAUGAAGCCUCUAGGUGGCGCGGCGCCUGGUGGUACAAUGAUGGACACAUGUCUCACCUAAAUGGAGAAUACGGAAAUAGCAACCAUGGACAAGGGAUCAAUUGGUAUUUUUUCAAGGGCUGGGCCAAUUCACUGUCUGGUGCAAGAAUGAUGCUUCGUUUAGGAUGAUGUUGACUUUUACGAUCCUGCAUGUUAUUAUUUGGCGUCGUAUUAAGACGUUACUUCUAGAAUUCGAAUCAAUUUAUUGUACACUAAAUGAAUCUUGCACUGUAUUACUUACAAGUAAAAUCUUACAUCUAAAAUGUGUACUUUAAUAACGUAGUCUCUAGUAUUUAAACUUCCCACAGAAAAAUGUUAACUCAAAAUAUAAUGACAUAUUUUCCUUCAUUUAUUUUAAAAUGUUUAAACAAAAGUUUGACAUGCUACUAUUCUACAUGAUUGUAAUGCAUAUUGGCAAAUGUACUUUGUAACAACUUGUUUAAUUUCUGCAGCCUUUUUUACCAAAGUAUUUUAUCAUACAAAUAAUUUAAUGAGAUAGAGGUUUGACAACAUUGUUCAUUUUACAUGGUUUCAUGACGUCACAUAAAUAGACCAUUACCCACACUUUCCUUAAAACAUGAAAAGAUUUCCACCCUAUGAAUUGAUUAGAAGAAACUAUAGAGCACAAGACCGUCCCUAACCUUUUUUACAUGAAUUAUUAUUCAUUUUAUUUUAAUCAUGCACUUAAUGUUUCUUUUUAAUAAAGCAUAGAA
Messenger RNA from Magallana angulata, 1577 nucleotides. RefSeq names its product microfibril-associated glycoprotein 4-like. The record is from RefSeq and is a predicted model, not a curated record. Bases 1 to 993 code for a protein of 330 amino acids. Lineage: Eukaryota; Metazoa; Mollusca; Bivalvia; Ostreida; Ostreidae. The transcript has 6 exons.